AUGCAAAAGUUAGUGGUGGCGGUAUCGUUUCUGGCGUCCCUGAGCGGCGUCUCUGCGGGUCAAUGCAGCGUCUUGUAUCAGCUGGAGGACAUGUCCCUGUGCCAGCUCCAGUUGCCCUUCAGUCCCUACUUGAACUACGGCUGCGUCUGCUCAAACAUCGCCCCCAACAAACCUGUCGACAACAUUGACAGGUAUAGGAGAACUUCAAUUGCCCGACUUCUUUCAUUCUCAAUCUUUCCAAGCGAAGCUAGUUUUCUAGAAGCGACAGGGAUUCAACCUCUAAAAGACUUAACUUCUCGCCAUUAAGCCAUUUUGAAGUUGAAGCCAUCCAAAAAAUAAAAAUAGACUUUCAGAUGUUGUCAAGUACAUGACACCUGUUACAACAAGGCGAUCAAGAGCAACGUGUGCAAAAAUAAAAAUGCCCCAUUUUAUUGCGUCUACUCCUGGAGCUGCAACAGACACAAAAUCGUCUGUAAAGGUUAGUGUCUAGAACAUAAUAAAAUGAUAUGAAAAUUCUAGUGACAUUUGAAAAUCGUCCUAGUUUGAAAAAAAAUUUUUAACCGGAGAACUUGGUUGUAAAAAGCAAAACGAAAAAUCGGGUAUAGUCUGUUUGUAUUUUUAAUGUCAAGUACAACGACGUCAUUCAAAAACUCUGUGGAUUGCUCGCUCUCUGAUUGGUUUAUCGCACCAUUAGGGGCGGAGCUUGAGCCACGACUUGACAUUCAAAAUCUGAACAGACUAUAUACCUCAUUCUCCCCGAAUAGAAACAGCCUGCGCGUUUUCUCUGAGCAGCAAUACAAGGAUUGAAAGAGCAUGAGAAAACUGAAAAGGACGGGAAAAUCAGAGUCGUGGCGAGAGAGAAUGAUUUUCUGCAGCUGAGAUUUUUUCAAAAUUAUUUUAUAGAAAAUUUUGAUGAGAAGAAGCUUUACAGAUUCUUGUCCCUGCCUGCAACAGACGUGCGAGUGCGACAGGAAGCUCAUCGAGUGUCUUUCCAAAUAUUCCUAUCCGUCGCAUUCCAGAAAGUGUCCUGCAAGCCAUCAUAACAUUGUGGCAACUCCCUGGAUGGUCAACGUCUCCGAAGUUGAGCCUCCGAAAUGA
Molecule: messenger RNA, 1098 nt
Organism: Caenorhabditis auriculariae
Lineage: Eukaryota; Metazoa; Nematoda; Chromadorea; Rhabditida; Rhabditidae
Source: the annotation of a GenBank genome assembly